UCUGCACAAAAACGUUAGUACGCCCGGGAAGCCAUAGCCGAACGCGAAAUCAAUCCUCGUGUGCUCCAAGGAGAGUGCACUCACUAUCUGAAUGACAAUAUUUUCAUCGGAAAUUUUUGAAAUGCCGUUGUUCUAAAUCGAGACAUAUCUUACCGUAGAGAUCACAGUUGAUGCUAAAUUUGGGCCAUGUGAGCCAAUUAAACCAUCAACUACUGAAUAUCCUCUUGGUUUGGAGUUACUUGAUAAACAAGUGCUGGUUAUAAUCUGACAAUGCGGCCAAGUGUUAUUCUACCGGUGCUCGUGCUGUUUGUGUUCACCCAGGUCCUUGUUAUAGAAGCCAAACUUCAGCAACAGGCGACAAUCGAUGUGACGGAGGAGGAUGAGGAUGACGACGACUACGAUGACGACUACUCCAAGCCCGAGAUUGAUGAUGACGGAAGGAUCUACAAGAAUCCACGGAAUUCGCCUUCGGCAAUGUGUCCGAGGGACGAGAGUCAGGCAAAAUUGCUUGGCCAGAAGUGUCUGAGGAAAUGCUCCACCGAUGAGGACUGCAAGAGUACCAAGAAGAAGUGUCGGUGUGAUGGUAUCUGCGGUAUGUCAUGUCUCAAACCGGAGAAAAUGUGUCCGACCCUGCUGGAUAUAUCGUAUGGAAAAAUGACGGUCACUGGGAAUUUCUUUGGUGAUACUGUGCAUUACGAGUGCGAUCCGGAUUACUUCAUGGUUGGGCUUGCUGAGAGAAAUUGCAGGGGCGACGGAACUUGGAGCGGUACUGUGCCGGCUUGCAAGAAGGACACCAACUCCUUCUGCACGGAACCACCAAAAAUUCCUAAUGCAAAGAACAGCGCGCCACUGGAGCAGACAACAUUCGAUUUGGAGAAUACGGUUCAGUAUUACUGCGAUCACGGCUACGAAACUAGAACACAAUUUCAACAGGCGAAGUGCUUGAUGAUGGAUGGGAAGGUCAGUUGGUUUGGACCGGACAUUGCCUGCGGCCCGAAGAACUGCGGCUCACCGCCGGAUAUACCGAACGGAUGGCACGCUGGUGAGUGUCAUACCUACAAUUGUCGUGUUUCCUAUCACUGCGCUGACGGUCAUGAACUCGUGGGUAAAGCGGAGAAAGUCUGUCUGGCUGACGGCACAUGGACUCCAAAGGAUCUACCCCAGUGCGUCCAAGUAACGGCUGUUCAGUGCCCAUUACCCGAUCAUCCGACCAAUGGAAAAGCCAUUUACACUUCCUACGCUUACAACGCGAUUGUCUCGUACGAAUGCAUAUAUGGGUAUAUAUUAGUAGGGCAGGCAACAAGAAAGUGUCAGGCUGAUAGAAAAUGGUCUGGACAGGCACCGAUGUGUAAAGAAAUUGACUGUGGCUCACCCGGAAUUCUGUACAACGGAUGGAUCGAGGGUCUCGAUACCGAGGGAACUGGUCUUGGGGCAAGCAUAAUCUUUCGGUGUGCGACUCACAUGAAGCUCAAGGGGAACACAUCGUCAGUAUGUCAGCAGGAUGGCAAAUGGCGGUAUCCAUUACCUCACUGUCUCGCACCGUGCAUCAUCCCAGAGAUUGACAAGGGUCACAUUACUGUGGACCACCACGAUACGUCACCCGACCAUAUAAACAAUGUUACUGUUGUUGAACACGGCGAGAAGCUCAAGGUCUUCUGCAUACCAAACUAUGAAUUCGCUCAGAACAGCACACCAGUGGUCUGUAACAAUGGAACCUGGUCCAUUAUUCCGACGUGUUCACCAGCGCGGUGCAAGCAACUACCAAGAACACCGAAAAACGGCAUGGUGAUUGCACCAAAGAUGAACCACGGGAUGAAGGCUGUGUUUAAGUGUAAAGAUGGUUUCGUUCUGAUUGGUGGUCCCAAGAAUGAUUCUUUUCACGUGGAGUGUAAUUACGGCACCUGGAUUGGUCAGACGCCUCACUGUGAAGAAGUCUAUUGCGCCUUUCCGGGCUAUGUUCCCAACGGAAAAGUCCUACUCGUCGGAAACAUGGGAGUCUAUGACUAUCGACCUUACGUCAAGAAGGUCCCGAACAACAAGCAGAUCAUGUACGACUGCGAUAAGGGGUAUGUCUUGAGUGAGGGCCCUCCCGGUGCAACAUGUGUUGGUGGACACUGGAGGCCAAAGCAAUUACCAGAAUGUCUACCCGGCCAGCAUCCACGGAUUCGAUGGAGCAGACGAAGGAGAUCUAUUGACGAGCUACAGGCAACAGUCAACUCAACGACAAAUUUUAAGAAGUUCAUUGAAUUCUUUCGGCGAGUUGGUAAAAAGUUGUUGCACAUGGAAUUAGAUAAAGCACAAGAAUCCGAACGACGGAAAUUGGAAACCGAGGAGGUCAGUAACUUUACAGCCAUUCCCUUGGGGUUAGUUGAUAAUAAACCUCAGAAUAACUCGGAUAAACUCGAUAGCAAGAUUUAUUCGGUGGAUUCAAACAGUACCAUCGAGAGUUUGUUUGUUAGAAAGAAGCAUUCAUCCCACCGUAACAAAUCGCGCUCCAAGGAUGAUAAGAUGAUCGACUUCCUCAAGGUUGUUUAUCGUAAACUCAAACGAAUUGAUUCAAGGAGAAACAACACUGGUGUCAACACCACUAUGCACGAACUACUUAAUCUCAUGACUAAAAACUUUUUCCACGUUGAUCUCGCUGAGUCCCGUCGUAACAAUACAAAUCGAUACCACGAUAGCUUUGAAAUCCGCAAUCAGAGGGAAUUCAGUAAAUUAAAACGUGAAUUCGAGAGGAUAAUGAAGUUUUACAAUAAAUCUCUGAGAUGGAGUGAGAAACAGAGUAGGAAAGACUCGAAGCGGCGAAAGACUGAACACAGCGAUGAUAAUAAAGUUUCAAAAGACAAGAAGCGAAAGAAGGGGGCUAGGUCCAAAAGUUAUUACCGAGGUUUCUACGAGUUUAUUAAUGGGUACGUCAACGAAAAAUUGUCGAUUUUGGAGUCGCAGAAUGGGACUGACGAGCUCAUGCGAAAAAUGAAUAUAGACAAGUUUACCGUGCGCAACGGUACAACAUUCACUGUUGGUGAAAUAUAUGCGUUCUUCAAACAUAUCAUAGAUAAUAAAUUACAUUCAGAGGACACAGUAGCAAUACCAGAGCAAGCAUCAACAUCAACAGCAUCAUCUGUCACUUCGGGGACAAAUGAUAAUCAAACAACUUCAUCAACUGUAGCAUCAUCAACGACAGACUCUCACUUGGAUAACGAGAUACCGAACUUGGGAAACAAGAGUGAGAUAGCUAAGCACCGCACCAAGAGAAUAAGAAAUACCAGUGAGCAAACAACAAGUACACCUCAUCAAAAUCGCAAACUUCUCUCGGUAAAUUCACCAUUGAGCAGCUCAAAGGCAUCAUCCUCACACACUAGUACCACUCAAUUAUCAAAAUCAAAGCAAUUCACUCUGAAUGGUCUCGAGGCACAGCAGCAGAGUCGCACAAAGAGAUUUCUACCACCAUCUGAGUUGGAUAAUCAAAUAUUCCUUAAGAAUCUUUAUCUCAAUGCUUACGAAGACGAAUACAGGGCGAAUGUUCGUCGUUCAAUUACACAGGACAGUGGACGCACUAAUUGGACAGCUCUGAGACGUCGCAAGGGUAAUCUCGGUCAUUAUGAGAUCAAGUGAGGGGAAUAAUUUAUUUGUGAUAUUAUGAAGAAAAAUCAACACGAUAAUUCAAAAACAAUUUAUUAAAACAUUUACCAAUUAUCGAAUGAAAAUGAAUGAUUUUAGGUGACUAUACACAAUAUUAUACAAUAGUUGAUGGUUAAUCCUUUCACCUUCCAACACUGUAACGUGUAUAACUGCUUUUUUCAAUA
Molecule: messenger RNA, 3806 nt
Organism: Fopius arisanus
Lineage: Eukaryota; Metazoa; Arthropoda; Insecta; Hymenoptera; Braconidae
Gene: Hasp
Product: Hig-anchoring scaffold protein
Exons: 4
Coding region: 271-3615 (1114 amino acids)
Cellular component (GO): extracellular region
Molecular function (GO): peptidase inhibitor activity
Source: RefSeq, a predicted model, not a curated record